CGGCGACGGCGACGAAGGAGCCCCCCCGGCCUCCCCAAGAGGACUCCUCCCCCGCCCCGCGGGGUGAUGGGGGCCGGCUGAGCCGGGGAAGUUGCUCCUGGCUCCCGCCGCGCGGGGGGGGCUCGGCAGCAGGGUUGCUGAGCUGGAAUAUGCAUGUCUAAGAUGGAAACUUCUGCUUCAACUGCUGCUGGGAAAAAGGAAGGGAAAGGUGCAAUUCUGGAGGGGAAUAGCUUUACAGAGACGGGGAAGAAACCUGCUCCCUUAGCAGCGGCGACGGCGGCAGCGGCGGCGGCAGCGGCGGCGGCGGCACAAGGAGUGCCACAGCACAUUUUUCCGCCCUUCCAUGCUCCUUUGCCAAUUGACAUGCGCCACCAGGAAGGAAGAUACCAUUAUGAACCUCACUCCAUCCAUGCUAUUCACGGGCCUCCUGCCCUGAGUGGCAGCCCCGUUAUCUCCGACAUCUCCCUCAUUCGCCUUUCUCCUCACCCGGCAGGACCCGGUGAGUCGCCGUUCAACCCCCCUCACCCCUACGUGAGCCCCCACAUGGAACACUACCUCCGCUCCGUGCACAGCAGCCCGACCCUCUCCAUGAUCUCCGCUGCCCGGGGCCUCAGCCCCGCGGACGUGGCUCACGAGCAUCUGAAAGAGAGAGGCCUGUUUGGCUUGCCCCCACCUCCUCCAGGAGCCAACCCAGCUGAGUACUAUCACCAGAUGACGCUCAUGGCCAGCCAUCCGAACCCUUACGGGGACCUCCUGAUGCAGAGCGGGGGAGCGGCCGGCGCGGCACAUCUUCACGAUUACCUCAGCCCUGUCGACGUGUCAAGAUUUUCAAGCCCUCGGGUGACUCCAAGAUUAAGCAGAAAGCGAGCCCUCUCCAUAUCCCCGCUGUCUGAUGCCAGCAUUGAUCUUCAAACAAUGAUCAGGACAUCCCCUAACUCCCUGGUGGCUUAUAUUAAUAACUCCCGAAGUAGUUCUGCUGCGAGUGGCUCGUAUGGCCAUUUAUCUGCAGGGGCAAUAAGCCCGGCAUUCAGCUUCCCCCAUCCCAUCAACCCCGUGACGUACCAGCAGAUCCUGAGUCAGCAGAGGGGCUUGAGUUCAGCCUUUGGACAUACUCCUCCUUUGAUCCAGCCAUCCCCCACCUUCCCCCCACGGCAGCACGUGGCUGUGCUCUCUGUCAACCCACCUCCUACGCAGAUCAGUAACAACAACAGCUGCAUCCCUGACUCCAAUCAGAGCAAGCAGAGCAGUGAGUCAGCUGUGAGCAGCACGGUCAAUCCAGUAAUUAACAAGCGCAGCAAAGUCAAGACUGAAGUUGAAGGGUUGCCUCCAGCUUCCCCAACCUCUCAGGAGCAUCUGACAGACCUGAAAGAAGAUCUGGAUAAGGAUGAAUGUAAACAGGAGCCCGAAGUUAUUUAUGAGACAAACUGUCACUGGGAAGGAUGCACAAAGGAAUAUGACACUCAGGAGCAGCUCGUCCAUCACAUCAAUAAUGAUCACAUCCACGGAGAGAAGAAGGAGUUUGUUUGCCGCUGGCAGGACUGCACCCGGGAGCAGAAGCCGUUCAAGGCUCAGUACAUGUUGGUGGUGCACAUGCGACGUCACACAGGGGAGAAACCCCACAAGUGCACGUUUGAGGGUUGCUCCAAGGCCUAUUCCCGGCUGGAGAACUUAAAGACACACCUGAGAUCUCACACUGGAGAAAAGCCCUAUGUCUGUGAACACGAGGGUUGCAAUAAAGCCUUUUCCAAUGCUUCAGACAGAGCUAAGCACCAGAACAGGACGCACUCCAAUGAGAAACCCUAUGUCUGCAAGAUCCCAGGGUGCACAAAGAGGUACACAGACCCCAGUUCCCUCAGGAAACACGUUAAAACUGUCCACGGGCCCGAUGCCCACGUCACGAAGAAGCAACGCAAUGACGUUCACCCAAGGCCCCCGCCGCUCAAGGAAAACGGCGAUAACGAAGCCAGUGCCAAGCAGAGCAGCAAGAUCUCAGAAGACGGCUCUGAAGCCAACGGUACCGCCAGGGGCAUGGAGGACUGCUUGCAAGUCAAGACGAUAAAGACGGAGAAUUCUGUGAUGUGUCAGUCCAGUCCUGGUGGCCAGUCGUCGUGCAGCAGUGAACCAUCACCGCUUGGCAGCACCAACAACAAUGACAGUGGAGUAGAAAUGAAUAUGCACAGUGGGGGAAGUCUGGGAGAUCUGACUGCGCUGGAUGACAACGCUCCUGUUGUGGACUCAACAGUCUCAUCUGGUAAUUCGACGGUCAGCCUUCAGCUGCGGAAACACAUGACAACGAUGCAACGGCUCGAACAGCUCAAGAAAGAGAAACUCAAGACAGUUAAGGACUCCUGCUCAUGGGUGACCCCAGCUCCACAAGCCAGAAACACCAAGCUGCCUCCCAUAUCAGGAAACGGCUCCUUACUUGAAAACAAUGGUGGCUCCUCUACUACCCUGCCGAAUCCCAGAAUAAUGGAGCUGUCCGUCAAUGAGGUUACGACACUGAAUCAAUUAAACGAACGGCGAGACAGCGCCACGAGCACCAUCAGCUCCGCCUACACGGUCAGCCGCCGGUCAUCGGGGAUAUCCCCUUACUUCUCCAGCCGCCGCUCCAGCGAAGCGUCGCAGCUCGGGAAUCGCCCCAACAACACCAGCUCCGCCGACUCCUACGACCCGAUUUCCACCGAUGCCUCGCGCAGAUCGAGUGAGGUCAGCCAGUGUAGCGGGAUGCCAGGCCUGCUCAACCUCACACCGGCUCAGCAGUACAGGCUGAAAGCCAAGUACGCGGCUGCCACCGGCGGCCCUCCUCCCACUCCUCUGCCCAACAUGGAAAGAAUGACCCUGAAGAAUAAGAUCUCUCUUCUUGAUGGGCCGGAGCCAGGUUUGCCUUCGUUUCGCCUCCCUCCUGGGCCGAGGCGCUGCAGCGAUGGCAGCACUUACGGGUACACGGCCGCCACGGCUUUUCCUCACGAGGUCCCGGGCAACACCACGAGACGUGCGAGCGAUCCUGUCAGAAGGCCGGUUGCAGAACUGCCGUCCCUCCCCAGAGUCCAUCGCUUCAACAGCACCAACAGCAUGAAUCCUCUCCCCCCUCCACAUCCUGUGGACAGAAGGAAUUUCGGCCUUCAGAGCUACAUGCGCGCCGAUGGGAACCUUCCCAGGCACGUCUAUUCGCCUCGACCUCUAAGCAUUAGUGAAAAUAUUGCCAUGGAAGCAAUGUCUGGCGAGACAGAUGGCCCCGUUGGAGAGGAUGACAUUAUGCUGCCAGAUGAUGUAGUGCAAUAUAUCAAAUCUCAGAACAAUGGGACAGCUGUGGAAAGCACUUCCAUGGGGUACGGUAAUGAGAUGCAAAACUUCCAAGGCAAUGGCAAACUACAACCCCAGAGCUUGCCCGGCCAACGCAGGAUGGCUGUAGCUGAUGCAGGCCUGAGCCAUUUGGGUCCGAUGAUGGCAGAUUGCCAACUGAGCUUUGACGUGUCCUCAAACAUGAGUAAAAACAAUAUGCCCGUCCAGUGGAAUGAGGUUAGCUCGGGAACGGUUGAUGUUAUGUCUAACCAAGCAAAGCAACCGUUUUCCCAAGGCAACUUAGCCGUUGUCCAACAGAAGCAGAACUUUGGCCAGUAUCAAAACUUCAACCAGCAGCAAAUGCAGAUGAGUCAGAGUGGCAUGAAUGUAACCCAGCAAAACUUCUUGCAAAGAAAUGUGAGCCUAGAUGGGCAAAGGCUAAAUUGCAUGCAGAUGAGGCAACAGCAAAUCAAUCCCGGCAUGAACAUGAACCCGGAUUUGAGCCCACACCCAGGGUAUAACCAGCCUCAUCAAAUGUUGAGCCCAAAUGCAAUCGGUGGAGAUCCAAACCAACUUUCUCCUUCUUGUAGCAACAUGGCAGUGAAGCCUGGACCCCACAUUCAUCCUCAGCAAAUGGACAUGGCGACUGAUCCCUCCUUAAUGCUCAACAGUAACGGUGAACGCGUGAUGCUGAAUCAGGUCAUGCAUGAACAAAAUCAGCAGAGCUAUUCAUCUCAGACAAAUCACCUGAACUUUGCCAUGAGUCAGGAGGUGUUCCAUCAGCCCGCUUCUUUAAUGACCUCAAACCAGCCAAACUUUGAGCCCCAACAGAGCAUGAUGGGUUCAACCGGACAGGCCUACACUCCCGGGAUGGUACAGCCUCACCCGCCGCCUGAACCGAGUCCAGCAAACAGACAUCGAGGACUGCGCACCAUGCAGCAGCUAGGCUACAUGAGGACUGCCCACCCUCCUAACGACAUGAGCCCCGGCCAGGAAACCACUCCAAAAAGAACCAGCGACAUGAUGCCGACGCAGCCUCUGCAAUGUGCAGGCGGCGCAAGGGAGACCAAUUUGAUGUACUAUUACGGUCAGAUCCACAUGUACGAGCAAAACGGUAACUUCGAUAACUCUGUCGCGGACUGCCGAGUCCGACAGCAGCAGUGUGCCAUGAGCAGCAAGCCGGCUGCUAUGCCUUCUCCCGGAGCUAAUCAGGUGUCCAGCACGGUGGACUCGCAAGGUCUGGAGCCUCCCCAGAUAGAUUUUGAUGCCAUCAUGGAUGAUGGAGACCACUCGAGCCUGAUGUCAGGAACCCUGAGCCCUAGCAUUCUGCAGAACCUCUCCCAGAACUCCUCUCGUCUAACGACUCCACGAAACUCUCUGACGCUGCCGUCCAUCCCAGCGGGAAUAAGCAAUAUGGCAAUAGGCGACAUGAGCUCCAUGUUAACCACCCUGGCGGAAGAGAGUAAAUUUCUGAACAUGAUGUCUUAAUGAUCAAGCACAAGUGUUUAAUAGUAUCCAAGGGACCCUCUGUGAAGCAGAAUUUAUGAAUGUGCUUUUUAAAAUAAUCGGUUUCGAUAGAGUAGAAUUUUUUUUUUUUGGUUUUUUGGCAAGUAUUAAAUACGUUAAAGGGAUUCCACGUAAUAAAGAAGACGUCUCUUGUACAGACUUAUGUAAACUAUAUAAAGGCAAUUUAGCGCCGAAAGAGUGCACCGCUAGUGUUAUUGUUUCGGCUUGGUUUGAGGAGCACUGAGCAGCGCUACCGCCAAGCUAGAAUACUGCAUAAAAAUGGAGAAAAAAAGUAACUCCUUCCCCCCCCCUGUAAAUAGCACCCCCUUCAUUUUCCUUUAGUUACGUUUGCAAAAAUAACAUUUUUCAACCCACUCCAGAAACAGAUGGAGGGGAUGUGGUUUUGAUCUGAAUAAAAGCCAUACUGUGUACUCUGCUCUGAUGAGAUUAGCAUUUAGUUAUGUCUCCAAAUAAGUCCACUCCCAGCAGUAUUGUUUUGUACCAUAAAUACCUUUGUACCUUGCAGCGCCGUAGAAAGCAUCGAUUCCAAACAGCUUCUCAGAAAAGUGCCUUACUAUGUUUUAGUGUUCAGUAGUCAAGGCAUCUCCAUUAAAAUCAAAUAUAGCGCAUUGCCGGAAGCAUAUAUAAAAUAGGAUAAAUGUACAUUUAAAAAGCAUAGCAGUGUUUCUGAAGAAGAAAAAAAAAAACAACCAACAACAGCAAAACCUGAAAGACACGUUGAAUGAGAAACAUAAAAGAUUAAUGCUCGCUUUUAUCAAAUGUGUUUACAACGUCGGUUGUAUCGUGUGCAGAAGGCAGCAGACGGCAUCCAUCCCAAAACCUCUCUAAUGGCCAGAGGGCUGUGAUCCUACAAAGAUUUAUGCACAUGCUUAACUUUACACGCUAUGACCAGCAACUUCAAUGGAGUAGUACGCUUCAGCUGGGACCUUAAGCAAUUCUUUUUAAUCAGGGAGUUAUAAUUUAAGAAUGAGACUUCACCGCGGCUUAGCUCCAUUUCUUUUUCCUCGUCCCGAUGGAUCAGAUGCUGAAAUUAUGGCAGGGGGACCAUGUCAUGAUCUAGUUAGUUCAAUUAAGUGUUUGAAACUUGGGGCAGGAGAUCAGAUCUCGGAGUGAAAAUCCGCCUGAAAUUUUUCUCUUGGGUGGGUGGAAGGAAUAUAACUCUUAAGAGAAUCCCCCGCCAAGUACGAGUUUUCUGAGUUUCUUUUAUUUUAGGGCCUGAUCCAGCUCCCGUUGCUGUCAGAAGAAAGACUCCUUAAUGCAUUAUUUAUUACAGUCACUAGACAAAAGGGUAGAUGCAUGAACAAAAGACCUCCCUGAAAUACGCUGUCUUAAACAGAAGUGUCUUCCCUUCUGAAUACUGUAGUACUAAAGUCCAUUUACUUUGACGGUGCUAAGUACAUCUAACAGAAGGGUGCAGAUGUGAAAUCCCUUCCUGAUUGCAAACAUCCAGUGUAAUGAGCUUUUUAAAGUCAGACCAAAUGGGCCUGGUUCUCAUUGGCAGGACUCUGUUUUCCUCUCUGUUCUUUUAAAGCUAUUUUACUCAGCGUGGCUCAGUGCCAUCUGCAGACCACAGCACCUACUGGAUGCUUUAAAUAGACACAGCCAGUACCUUCCAGUGCUCUGCUUUUGCCCAAAUCGGUGCCAAAUGAACUGUGCUGAUAGUAGCCCAACCUGGGGCUCUCGCACAAAAGCUGUUAUUUGUAGUCCAACUUUGUAACGGCGAACGCACCAGAACGCUGUGCAGAACUGGAGUUCGCAUGAACCAUUCAACCAGGCUCCGAUCAUCGGGCCCCACGUGUAGUCCUGUUCACUUCAGUGGGACGACUUGUGGCAUAAGGGACCGGUCAGGGAAAGGAAGUAUAUUGCAGUCAGGGCCUGCCUAACUCUUAUGAACCUUCUCCUGGAUCCCUUCCACGUCUUUAACUGUCCUUGACUUCCGUGAGAGCUCAGGGUGUGCUAGGAAAGCAAGAUCAAGCGGGAGAGAUGGAGUGACUCACGUCUGCUUGAAAGAGGACUUUAAAAGGGUUGUGGUUUUGUUCACUGCACGUAUUCUCUGGCUGUUACUGACCUUGUCCUCACCCUUGCGUUUGCGGUGCAUUUUAGGACUCGGUGUGCUGUACUGGGCACUUGGAGGAAGUUUCAGGCAUCCCCAUCCCUUGUGCUGAGAUGGAUCGGGUCUUUGCAUCUCCAUCGACUGUUUGAUUUAUUUGGCCGAUGGACGCAGCAGUGAUUGUUAGCGAGCCCCAGUUUGUACAGCAAGAAAAGAUCAAACCUAAAAGCAAAACCAAAUCUCCAAUGACUUUGAGAUUUCUCUGGCUUUUCAGUGGUGGUCUUCCUUCAUUUACUAAAAUAGUAUUAUGAUAACUGUUCCAGCACUGUAUAUAUUAUGUAUAGAAGACAUCAUUACUAAGAGUACCAUAGGUGAAUUGUUCUGUCAGAUUUAUAUCUCCAGAACAUUUUUAGCUGUUUUCUACAUCAUAAGAACCAGAGGUAACAUGCUGAACCUGUAUAUAAGCCUUUUGUACAUUAAAAAGUAAUUUUUUUUCAUAA
This is a messenger RNA of Gavialis gangeticus (Gharial), 7359 nucleotides long. It is a transcript of the gene GLI2, whose product is annotated as GLI family zinc finger 2. NCBI's taxonomy places the organism in Eukaryota, Metazoa, Chordata, Crocodylia, Gavialidae. Gene Ontology annotation, cellular component: nucleus. The record is from RefSeq and is a predicted model, not a curated record. The transcript is spliced from 14 exons. The coding region runs from base 154 to 4770 and encodes 1538 amino acids. Gene Ontology annotation, biological process: regulation of transcription by RNA polymerase II; smoothened signaling pathway. Gene Ontology annotation, molecular function: DNA-binding transcription factor activity, RNA polymerase II-specific; RNA polymerase II cis-regulatory region sequence-specific DNA binding.